AUGUUAAGGUUUGCCAAUGGAUGUGCCUUUAUCAUUUUAGCCAAGGAUCGGGAAUCAGUCGCGGAUGGUGAUGAGACCUACUUGUCGUCUUCCCGGGUGGAGUCAUACUAUCCUCAUGAGGGCAAUGCGGAACCGGUUCAAGAGGAAGAGUCAAGACCCGCCAUCAUACUGCAACCCCUGCAUAUCGCCAUUGGAGUCUGCCUUAUCAUCCUAAUGGCUGUAGGAGUCCUCCUUCACGUCGUUAUCGUACUCUAUCGACGUCACUGUCGUCUCAAGCGGGAGCUUAUGAGACAGACGCAGAAAACCACUGCUACCGACUCCCAGCAACUGCAGCAGCAACAGCCCGACCGUCAGCCCUUCACUAGCGCCAACGCUACUGCUGGUCAGAUGGAUGGACAGCAAAUUCAUCUCCAACAGCUCAAGUACUCCACGGCAUCUCCCGAGCAGCUGUGCCAAUAUGUAUCUGACAAGCCCAAUAGGAGAUCUUGCUGCUUCCUGUGUGUGUGGAAACGACCCCAAGUCAAGACCCUCCCUUCAAAUGCCUAUUCUGAAGCUCCCACUCAAACAACCAAUAUGAUAUCAGAGAUGCAGUUUAAACAAUGCCUGAUGCAUAAGCCCCAUACUUCGUCUCAACCACUGAUUGCCUAUCAUGGUUUGCCAGCGACAGUCAACUCCCCAAGCAACUCAGUACCCUCGGCUUCGACUCUUCCCAAUUCAUCCAUUCUAAGCCAACAGCAGCAACAUCAGCAGCUAUCAUCGUUACAACCAGUUAUGUGUUCACCGCAUUCACCAGACCACGCUCUCCAUCCAAGUAUUAACAAAAACGCCUAUGCCACUGGAUCUAGUGUCAGUGGAGGUAGCGGAAACAAUCCCUCCACCGCUGAAAGCUCCCUUCCGACCCAGUCUUCUGCUGUGACCGGAUGGAACAAUGUCAACAACAAUGUUUUUGUUCUUAACGGCCUUACGCAUACAACGAAUGUGGAGCGGCCCAACCCUCCGGACAACAUUGAAAUAGGGGACCCGGCAACUCCAGAUUUUGAAACCCGACGUGCAAACGUGGCGCUUCCACCGGCCUUGCUUGGUGUAGAAGGUGUGGUUCCACCAGUGCCCUCUCCACCCGUCAACUCUACCAGUCUGGCCCUCUUUCGCUCGGCCGCCUCGCAAAAUGAGGCCUCUACUCUGGUGACACCUUAUGCCCAGCUCCAACUUUCUCUUUCCUUCGAUCAGUAUGAUACCCCGGAGCGUAUCUUCACCGAUGGCAACACCCCGACUGCCGGCUCAGGUAGCCUGGAUGGGUUUAAUGGACCUCGGAACCAGCUCAGUUCGAAUCCUACAACCAACUCCUCUCUCCUCCACUCCUACUGCGAGCAUGGAGGUACCGGUGACCUUCGUGUUUAA
Molecule: messenger RNA, 1398 nt
Organism: Hydatigera taeniaeformis
Lineage: Eukaryota; Metazoa; Platyhelminthes; Cestoda; Cyclophyllidea; Taeniidae
Source: the annotation of a GenBank genome assembly